Messenger RNA from Protopolystoma xenopodis, 957 nucleotides. Lineage: Eukaryota; Metazoa; Platyhelminthes; Monogenea; Polystomatidea; Polystomatidae. The record is from the annotation of a GenBank genome assembly.
AUGGCAAGACUCCCUGACGAUGCCGGCAAGACGUCUGGGAAUGUACCAGAUCCACGGUCCGACUGUGGAAAUGAUAAUGCAUACAAUGGACUCCGGACUAGGCGCGUUCCUCUACGUCUUCAUACCAAUAUUACCAAUGAUUCCGGCUAUAAGAAAUCCAAGACGAGGCUUGAUUUUGUACUGAAAUUCGCUGUUUCUCUCACCUCAAAUGACAAUGCUCAUCCGAGCCGGAAGGCAGUGCCACUUCGUCGCAUCAACGCCUCUCCAUCUCCAGCGGGAUUCGAGCCAUGGGUGCACGGAAAGCCCACAAGCUCUGAUGUAGCCUCCAUUCGCGAUUGCCUAAAACUCUUCACACCGUCAAGCCGAGGCCGACCUUUUGAGGUAUCGUCGGAUGGGCGUCUCGUGGCUGCUCUCCACAGUUUCUUUACCUUCCGGACCUUCUAUUUGCCCGGCAAAGUGAAACCGCCAUGCCUAUUCACCAUCAUAGUCUAUGCUGGUGCUAUCGCAAGAGCUUUCCGAUCUAACAUUUUAGGCUAUUUUAAAGAGACCUGCGAUCUGCGCCGACGACUCCACUUUGUAUCCGAGGCACAGUUUGCUGUCACAACUCGGCGACACUUCGCUGAAACAGUUCGGGAAGGCGAGGCCAUUCCGGCGCUUGUAGGGAUAGAUACAGAUGCAAUAGUAGCUGUCCGCUCCGACCACAUUUCUGCACCGAUUGCCGAGCUCCACUCUGCAGGCCUGGUUUCCGGCCAGAGAGCUGAACGACGAUGCGUGCAGACAACGGUCACUCUCGUCAUGGCAGUUGGUCUGCUCACUGUACUCGGGCAGGCAUUUGCAGGCGACCGUGCGAUUCCGCGUUGCGUAGCACCGACUGGUGUGACGUGGAUGACACUUGGAGCAGCCGUCGUCUGGCAGAGCUCGGCAGGACGAGACGAUCCUGUUCUCCUUUUCCCGUAG